Clunio marinus is the source of this 1022-nucleotide messenger RNA. The record is from the annotation of a GenBank genome assembly. NCBI's taxonomy places the organism in Eukaryota, Metazoa, Arthropoda, Insecta, Diptera, Chironomidae.
AUUGUUUUGAUUGUCAAAGAAUUUUCUCCAACAAUUUUUGUUCUUAAAUAUCCUGAAAAUUCAGAACUUCCAAUUUUUAUUAUUUUUAAGUAAGGUAAAAUAACGCAAUAUAUAUUCACACAUCAUGAUAACACUGACGAGGAAGAAAGCAAAUGAGAGCAAUGGCCAAAGCAAAAGAAUAUCAAUUCGUGAUAAGCUUUUAGUUAAGGAAGUACAGGAAAUGGAGGAAAACUUACCGAGCACAGUGAAAACUUCGUUUCCUGACUCAAAUAAUUUAUCGGAAUUUUAUCUAACGGUUCAGCCAAACGAAGGCCUCUGGAAAGAUGGUAGAUUUAAGUUCCUUAUCACAAUAAACGAAGACUAUAACAUGAUGCCACCAAAAGUAAAAUGUCUCACAAAAAUCCUUCAUCCAAAUAUUUCGGCUGCAGGAGAUGUUUGUCUUUCUCUUCUUCGACUAAAUUCUAUAGACGGAAUGGGAUGGAUGCCAACAAGAAGACUUAAAGAUGUUAUAUUUGGUAUCAAUUCUUUAUUUACUGAUCUCUGUGAUUUUGACGAUCCUCUGAAUAUCGAACUCUCUGAGGAAUACGCCGCAAACAGUGAGAAAGUAAAGCAACGGAUUCGUGAGCACGUGUUACAAAAUGCAAUGAGAUAGCCGCACAAAAUGUUGUCGAGAUUAAUUAUAAUAACUAAAGGAGAAAAAGUCUUGGAGAAAAUAAAAAUCUCGUUGUUCUUUUGAAAACACUGAUCUUUAUGUUCUUAUGCAUGUUGAUAAUCUUAUCGUGAAACGAAUGACGAAUGACAAAGUCCGCUGUAAAGUUCCAGCCAUUGCAUUAUUUUACAUGACUCAUAUUAUUUCUUAGCUGUCAUCAAACAAUAUGAAAUCAAUUCUAAACUGUUCUCAUUAAACAAAAAAACAUUUUUAUUUAAUCUUCCCUUCAAUCAAUAUUUAAUACAAAUUGAAUAAAAGUUAAAGGUGUUUGAACGGUAAUAAAGAUAUUUCAUAUCAACACUUUAUUUGAACU